Messenger RNA from Oreochromis aureus, 3507 nucleotides. RefSeq names its product zinc transporter ZIP3. Gene Ontology annotation, molecular function: zinc ion transmembrane transporter activity. Gene Ontology annotation, cellular component: plasma membrane. The transcript has 3 exons. Gene Ontology annotation, biological process: zinc ion transmembrane transport. Bases 187 to 1140 code for a protein of 317 amino acids. Lineage: Eukaryota; Metazoa; Chordata; Actinopteri; Cichliformes; Cichlidae. The record is from RefSeq and is a predicted model, not a curated record.
GGGGGUUUGCGUUACGUGAUGUAAACGCGGAAGUAUUAUUGUGCACCUGCAGUAGAUGAGAGCGGAUGUUCUAACAGAGAUGUCCCAGCAGCUCCAGUAAAGUCCGUCAGAAGCAGCAGACAGGAGGCGUGUGUGAUGACUUUGUGUUCACCGCUCUGUUCGCUCUAGUGUCUCUGAAGCAUCAGGAUGCAGAUCCUGGUGGCCAAGCUGCUUGGCCUGCUGGGCUUGUUCGGCCUUAUGCUGGCUGGUGUGCUGGUCCCAGUACGUCUCCUGCUCGUUGACUAUGAUAAAGCACAGAGAUACAGGAGGCCAUUGUCUCUGUGCAAUUCAUUUGGAGGGGGCGUGUUCCUCGCAACAUGCUUCAAUGCUCUGCUUCCUGCUGUCAGAGAUAAGGUGGUCGAUGUGUUCCAGCAGCUGAAGAUCAGCAGCGAUUAUCCUCUGGCUGAAACAAUGAUGAUGCUCGGCUUCUUCCUCACCGUCUUUAUAGAGCAGGCUGUCCUCACCUUCAGGAAGGAGAAGCCAUCCUUCAUCGACCUCGAGACUUUCAACGCCGGCGGCUCCGAGGCCGGCAGCGACUCUGAGUAUGAUACCCCUUUUAUCUCCUCAGCACGGGGCUCACCGAGCAAUGGCGGUCACCGCUCCCACGGCCACCACCACGGACACUUCAACCCGGCCGAGCUGGCGGGGGCGGGGCCUCUGCGGCUGGCCAGCUUGGUCCUCGCUCUGUCUGCACACUCCGCAUUCGAGGGCCUGGCGCUCGGCCUGCAGGAGGACGGGGCCAAGCUGGGCAGCCUCUUUCUGGGCGUGGCUGUGCAUGAGACACUGGCAGCCAUCGCCCUUGGGGUGAGCGUAGCUAAGGCAUCUCUCGGCAUGAAGGACGCCACCAAGCUGGGUGUGACAGUCAGCAUGAUGAUUCCACUGGGCAUGUUGGUGGGAAUGGGCAUCGAGUCGGCCCAGACGCUGGCGGGCAGCAUAGUGUCCGUGGUGCUGCAGGGACUCGCUGCCGGAACCUUCCUCUUUGUUACCUUCUUUGAGAUCCUCUCCCGAGAGCUGGAGGAGAAACAGGACCGGCUGCUCAAAGUGCUUUUCCUCAUCAUCGGCUACGCCACACUCGCUGCUCUCGUCUUCAUCAAGUGGUGACAGACACCCAGCGAUGCCGAACUAUACUAAGAGUUCACUUUAAUGAAGGAAUCAGUUGUGGGAGGCGGGAACAUGUGGCGUUUCUAUUCGCAGUGACCGUGGUGUUUUAAACAGAAAAUUACUCUAAAAUCAGACUUUUGCCCCUAAAGGACGGAUGUGUUUAUUUAUGUGUUUAAUAACUAAUAUCUAUAACUGGCUGCAGUGAGACUGCUGCUGCUGCACAUCUGGAGCUGUAAUAUAAGGACACUUCAAAUUUCCUUACAGCUACUUUAUAGUCUAUAAUAAACCAUUUAUGAUCUUUGUAGGCUGCUUGGAGAUGCUAAACAAAGGGGCUUAAAAUGUUUUUAACUUAUUUUUAUAAGCCUUUCCGUUACAGUGAUUGAAUCUCGCAUUAGAAACUCUGCAGUGGUGUUACAGGUUGAAGGGGACGACUGCUACACAGGGCUAGCGCUGCACUCACAGAUAUGUGUGGUGUAACCAAAAAGCUCCAGGAAUGAGCCUCUAAAAUUAAAAAGCCGUCACUGAUUUAAUAUUCACAUGUAAGGUCAUCUUCUCGGGCACUUCUAGACCAUUUUCAAGACAGCUGCUAUUUUUAGAUUGCUUCAUUAAAGAUCUGCUAGGUCCUGUUGUACUAAGCUUCCUCUGUCUCCUUCACUGUGUCGACAUAAGCCUAAACUGUUUUUAAUUUGUGGGAAGCUGAAAAGUGCAAGCAAAUCUGGUGGCCUGUUAAUGUGGAAAAAGUGGUCAGAACAGGGCUUCCAGGAAGAGAUCUAAAAAUAGCUGCUCUGCUAAAAACUAUCUGGAUGUGUCUGAGAUGAUGACAUUGACCAAGAGAUUGUUUAAUAUUAAAUAGGGUAGGGUUUUUUGAUUUUAUAGACCCAUUCUCAGGGCUUUUUGGUCAUACCUCAUAAGGUAGUAUGUAAUACCUGACUUCUCAGGAUUCCAUCUCACUGAUAUUGUUCCUAACAUCUAGCAUCCUCCCAGUUUUAGGUCAUUUGUUUCUAUAUAAUUUCAGGGCUAAAUGUCAGUUUUUAUUUAUUACAGACAGGAGUGGUACUUCAGUUUAUAAAACACACUACAUCCUGGAUUGCUCUUCUCCAAACUCCGAGUGAAGUUGAAUCUUGCCGCUCCACCCUACAUGUAAAUUGCCAAUACAUAUGCUUGUCCUCCAUUUCUUAUUCUCUGUGACAUCAGGAAACUGAUGUCACUGAUGUUGAUCAGCUGAUUAGCUUUUUCAACAUAGUGUGAAGUGAAUUUUUCACAGACGUUUUGUGGAUACGCAUUCACAUUUGCGCUUUGUCCAAUCUUACUUCCGUCAUUCCGCGUCUUUACGUAGACUUUGCAUGUAACAAAGUCUAUGCAGAGAGAGGGAGAGACUUUAAAGUUGUGAUUCUCAAACGAUAAAUGACCAUGAAAAACAACUUUAUUUUAGGAAAAAAGUGUUUUCUGAUGCUGCUCACUGACCUUUUUUAAUUCAUCUCCUAUCCUUUUUAACCCUCACCCAUAAAAGGCUGAUGAGCUAUUGUUGGGCGGCGCCAACACCUGAGUUUGCAAAUACAAUAACUCGAGAACAAGGCAUCAUAGUAUUUUGAAAUUCAUACCACAGGUGCAUCUACUAAAAUCUUGGAUGAGUUUGAAUCCCGGUCAGCUUUUCUGAAAAUCACCUAUGAUUUUAAAAUUUAUGCCAUAGGUGGCUAUGAGGAGGAGGCUGAGGUGGUGGCCACCGCAUUACUUUAUAUUGUUGAUCUUUGGUGUUGCUGAGCUAUGAGAACCACUGCUGUAGAGAGAGAGUCAGGUUUUGGUAAAUUACCAGUCUUUGUUAUUCAUACAAACUGGGGGACAAACUAAAACAUUUGGAUGUCAAGAAGAUGACAGAGGUGCAGUAUCAGCGUGCGGGGGUGUUACUGAUGAUGCAAGCCAAACACGUCCAUGUUUAUAGUUUUAUUUACUAUUUAUCUACUCAUUAACAAGCUAAAGCGUUUAGCUUACAGGACUCAGAAAUGGAAUCAGAUUUGUCCUCAGUAACUCGCCCGCUCCCCUAGCCUAGAUGCCAGAGCUGUGAACCAAAGGUGAAUCCCAGAUAUUUUCUAUUAGUAUGUCAAAGCUCUUCAGUUUCUCUUUUACUCAUACUUCUGUUUUUACAUUCCUGCUGUGUUCUGAGAAAUGCCCACACAAACACACUGGAGCCUUUUAGUGGGAUCUGCUUUUUCUUUCUUCAUGUGUUCAUAUUGAGAUCUGGAUCAGGUUUGUAUUUAUGAUUGUUUUUGCCAUCUUGUCUUGGUGUCAUUAAAAUGUCACAUGUUUUGCAAGGUGAUUUUUUGUGUGUAUUAGUUGGAAAUAAACUGAUUAUUAUCUGAUACAUCCAUU